Messenger RNA from Trypanosoma cruzi, 6144 nucleotides. RefSeq lists its product as uncharacterized. Bases 1 to 6144 code for a protein of 2047 amino acids. Gene Ontology annotation, molecular function: guanyl-nucleotide exchange factor activity. Gene Ontology annotation, biological process: regulation of ARF protein signal transduction. NCBI's taxonomy places the organism in Eukaryota, Euglenozoa, Kinetoplastea, Trypanosomatida, Trypanosomatidae. The record is from RefSeq and is a predicted model, not a curated record. The transcript has a single exon.
AUGCAGCGUUUCUCGCAAAAGCUUGCGGCGGAUUUGGAAAACCGCACCGCGUUUUUGGUGCAGCUGCGGGCUCUUCUUACGCAAGCCCAAAAAAUACUGCAGGGGAAUCAGCGAGGCAAGCUGCAGGAACUGCAGGUGGGCAUCGAGGAGUGGGUCAGGGAGGUGGACGAGGUGGGAACACCAGGCACUUCCAUUUGUAACCCAAACCUUGAAGCCUCCAUCGAACUAUCGCACAACCAAGAGCAGCUGCAGGAGGGAGGCCCCGUCGACACAAACGGGGGGGUGGACGAUAACAAAAAAAAUGGGACUCCCAGAAGCCCAUUAAAUCCGACAGUGGAAGCCUCGCCGUCGCCACUGACCACGGCACCCCCCACUGCUCAAACGCCGCAUGGAGAUGAGCUCUCAUGCUCCACAGUGGGCAUGGGUAACAGCGUGAGCAAUGCGGCGUUUCGCGGUUCAGCCAGUAGUUUUUCUGCUUUUUCCAGUGAUUUUGAGUUGCGAAACUUGGAGGAUUUUGCGGAAUUUCUUAGCAUGUUUUUCCCCAGUGGUCUUCAAGAACUCGUGAAGCUACGCAGUAUAGGACGCAAUGCGGCGCGUCUCGUUAUUGUGCGCUGCUUUUCCAUCAUUACUUGUUCCCUUCAACAAGUUUUAUGUCAAGUCUACGGUGAAAUGCAUCACGUUGCAGAAUCGACGAUGGCCACCAAUGGAGAGGAUAAUGGGCUUCCAAGUGCAUCAUUUUUUGUUCCUUUGGCACGUGAUAUUCGUGUUUCCACCAAUGCGGUGAUGAAGUGCCUAGAGCUUUUGACGGCUCAUUGCGACGUACUUUCUAUGCGGUUUGCAGCACAGGUUUGCGUGGAUAUUCUGAAGCAGCUACGUCAGUGUGUCACUCUCUUUGUGUAUCGGGCCCUGCGUGGGGAACUGCGCCGUCUGCGUACGAUGGGGAUCGAUGCAAAAGACCGUGAUGCACUUCUUCUAGAUGCGUCAAGGGUGCGGCAAAGCGCUAAAACGAGGGCAAAAGAAUUGCAACUUCUUCUGGGGCCCUCUUUGCUCAUUAGUAUCGAGCACCUCAUGGGCAUUGUCCGUCCCACUGUGCGAUACUUGAUGUCCGUUGUCUCAUUCAAAAACACCGUGUCCUCUCAGGAGCAACAAGUCCUCAAGAAUGAUGUGUGCGCAAAUUUAUUUACUUUGGCACAGUGGGUGACACCAGCAUUGUUGCUGAGGCGACGGAGACAGCAGUCGUCAUCGGAGGAUAAUCUCGCGAAGGAAAGAGAAGGAGAUUUUGCCUCGGGGCGAUCACCCAAGACCGUCUUCUCGCUGUCGGGGUCGUUACCUGAACUGGACGGUAUUGAGGCCACACACACAUUUUAUUACCAAUUCGUUUGUUUUGUCAUGGACUCCGUGUUUCCAGUGGUAUUUUCGCCUGAAUACACCGCUUGCGUCGCACAGCAUUGCGGGGAUCAGAAUGAAGGACAACUUUUGGCAGUACGUGUCCUAAACGACACGAUUGUGCAAUUAGCCGAAAGGGAAAUGGAGGAGUUUCGGCACCUGCUUGGGUGUUCUGCGUGGAGGAAGCGCAUUACGGAAGGCAUUCUGAACUGCCUUGUGUCGCUGCAACCGGUGGUGCUUGAGGCAGGCCUGGAGACACUUCAACGGAUUGUUGUGGGGUGCCCCGAGUCUCUUGGCUCUGAAGUAGGAUUUGUGUACACGAGCGGGGUCUUUGGGCUCCUGGAAUCGGAAAGCACCCCGCCCGUGAUGAGACGAUCACUUCUUCGACAUGUGAUCAGCACUUUCUUUAAACCCACAAGCGUCCCCGAUGAGCCAUCGCUCUUGCUGCGUCUCUAUCGACAUUUCGACCUUAACGUGCAGUGGCACCAGCUGAAUGUCGUGCAGCAGGCUGUCGCGACGCUCUCAAAGACGGUGCGCUGCGCCGCCCCGGAGGAUUUUGCCGACGAGAAGGAGGUGAAAAAUGAUAGCCAGGAGAUCACAGCACCGCGGAAGAGUUUGCCGUUUCUUGCUCUCCAGGGCCUUUCGUUGGCGGUGGAACUGCUCGCCGUGCACAUCCCCCGCGAUGGUGACGCCGUCGGAGGAAAAUCCUACCCAAUGCUGAGAAAUCGCGACGACAAAAUGGAGGAACAACGUGCCGUCGACAUCAUCAACAGUUCUCCCCUAAAAGGGAUAAAAAAGUUGUUUGGAGUCACGGAUGACGAAAUGAAUCCAGGCGGGCAUAUGAAUUUGGCGGGAAAAAAUUGGGCACAUCAGCACAUACCAUUACCGGCAUCCCCAGCGAUAGAGGAAAAGGUGCGUCGCAUAGUGCAAUUCCUUAUGGAGACGCCCUCUUUAAAUCCUGAAUCGGUUGCGGAAUUCCUCUCGCAUCCAGCCGUGUUUCCAUUGCAGGUCUGUCGGGUCUUCAUGGAAGCACUGCCCAUCGCUGGCAGGAGUCUCGUGGAGGGAUUGAGGAAAUUGUUCAGCGUAGUGCAGUUGCCCAAGGAAGGACAACGCAUUGAGCGGCUCAUUGAGUUCUUUUGCAGUGCGUACUUUAAGGCAAACUCGGUUGAUGGUAUAGAUAUUGAGACGUUUCCGUUUGAAUCCGAAAACGCAUGUUUUAUUAUGGGCGUGGCGAUCAUUAUGCUAAACACCAAUCUUCACAACCCACAUGCUGCAUCGACGAAAAUGACGGAUUCCAGCUUUUGUGCACAGCUGAGGGGCUGCAAUGAGGGCAAGGACUUUCCAGAACGCUUUGCAAAGAAUAUAUUUAACGAAAUUCAUCUGCACUCACUCUCCAGCAUGAAGGGAUUCUGGUCUGCGGGAAUGAGUAGCGGUGUGCGCUACGCAAGCGUGCCUUUCCCGCGGAAAAUGGAUUCCAUCUUUUUUUCAAGUGAAGAGCGCCGUGAAUUGGCAUUUGGUGUGGUGCGGCAGCGUCUCUUGAGUGAAACACGCGAGCUGGUUUACCGCCAUAGUAAUAUUAUACAAACCCAAUUGGAGGAGAUGAAAUUAAGAGACUGGUGUUGUGUCACGCGGGAUUUGUUUUUCAGCACAUGGCCUUCAUUGUGUGCGGUAUUCGGUGUGGCUGGGCAUGGCGCAAAAGUGCCAGAGGAGGCCCUGACUCUCUGCGUGAUGGGCCUCCGCAGCAGUUUUCUUGUGGCAACCGCAUUUGGCCUGCAGACGGAGUGUGGGGUGUCACAGCUGGCGCUGUUGCGCAUGGCUACUUUUGAGCCUAUGCGUGAUGUGUGCCACAAAAGUAUCCUUGAAGUGGCCUCAUCGCCUUACAGUGUUUCUUUUUCUGCGCCGUGCUGGGUGCCAGUGGUGGAAUUGCUCGUUGCCAUACGCAAGCAGCAGCAGCAGCAGCAGCAGACAAUGGUUGUCGAGUCUGAAUCCGUGUUUGGUCGCGUGGAGGAGUUUACACGUGAAUCCUGCGAGAAUGACGGUAAAAAGGCAACCCCAGCUGUAACGAGUGUCUGCAAGAACGCUGUGCGAGAAGUGUUGCAGGGUAUUUCGACGGUACUGCAGGAUACAAGUGUCGAUGGAGAGACUCUCUCUGCGGCAUUUUAUGUGCUGCGGCGAUUUCUUGGAUACUCGCUUAUCUCACACGAACAAGAGCAAGGUGCGGUUGUGACGAACUUCAUCAAUGUACGUGACUUCAGUAACUUCAUUGUUCCGACGCUUGUCGAUAUCGUAGAGGCACGGAAUGGAAAUGGGGAUGGAUACAUGCAUCUUGUGGUGGAAUUUGUCGUGGAUAUCCUCAACACCAUGUGGGGCUCGUGUAUCUGUGAAACGAAGCUUGAAGGUGUUGAGCGUCACUCGGAACUCAUUAAAUGUUUUACAUUUUUUCAGACUUGUUAUGACCGGUAUGGAGCCUCGGCAGAAGUGCGUAUGCACGUGCUGCAGGGUGUGAAGGAACUCGUUGCUCGGACGCUUCACAAGGUGGGAUCAAAGAAAAAGAGGGCCAUGGGGUUUCCUUCGCACACACUUUUUAUCAUGGCACUGAUAUGGGCGCAACUGCUGCAGCCCGUCGCACGGGCCCUUUCGGAAAAGGACAGUCUGGGAACAGAGACAUGCAGCCUCGCUGUGCACAUCCUUCGAAAGCUUGUUGAUCUCUGUUGUGGCACGGGAGGUACGACCAUUGGCAUUCAUCUGCAGAAGAAGGUCCGAAGUGUUCCGCUGCUGCUUCUUAUGAAUGUGGCGUACAUUGGGGGCAUGUGCAGCGACGUGGAUAGUGCGCAGUCGUGUUUGGCGCAGUUUUCCACCAUCUGCACGAGCGCUCUGAGUCAGGAGGAGACGGUUUCUCCCGAAGAUGAAUUGCCACUCCUGGAUGCGGCCGACGUGGCGGAAUUUGAUCCUGUCAGGGAAUCUAGCAAAUUUCUUUUGCAGCGCCUUAUUGAGAAUGUGCGGCAAAAGCCAGACGUGCUCGUUCUUCACGCUUUGGAGCGCAUGAGCUUACUUCUCUGCUGCCACGUGCAACAGACGCGGACGGACGUCAUCACCGCUCUGCGUGCACUGGUGGUGCAACUGGGACCAUCGCAGCUGCAGCAUCUCGCCGUGCACCUUUCCGACGCCGUGUUGAAGGCAUCAUUAGGCCACGCGACACCGGAGAACACGUCGCCCAUGGCGGACUCAAGUUUUGUGGCCCAUGCCCUUUUUAGCCUGAAGACGCCCUUCAACAUGCGCAGGUGUUCGCCGACCUCAUUCCGUGCCACACUACCCCUUGUGCUGAGCUUCAUGUCUCAGGAGUUUCUCACGGAGGUUCCGUUGGAGUACUUGGAUUCUGUCGCGGCAAUCGUCAUGAAACACUGCCUUGUUCCUCUCGUUGUCUCUCCGCGCUCUGCCUUUCAGUUUCGUGCAACCGCCGUCCGUUUCCUUAUGCAUUGUGCAUUGCUCUGCGUCACGCGCCAAACCAUUGACGGCAGAGACUCAUGCGGCAGUAAGACUGGCAGUAGUAGUAGCAGUAUUAUUAGCAUUAGCAGCAGCAGCAGCAACACCAUCGCGGAAUGUGUAAGCCUUCUUCUUUUUGCGUUGCGUGUUCCCGUGCGGUUCAUUGUUCCUGACGGCGCCGAUCACGCCGGGCGCCGGUGGGUGAAGGAAGAAAAGUCGGCUGCCCUUUCAGAGUACAUGCGGAAAGGCGCGGACGCCAUUCAAGCGUUAUGGACCGCAGAAGCGUAUGAAGUGACGGGAAGCCGAAGAAGUGCCACGCUUAGCGGCACGGGGAAAACGGAAGCCAACGUGGAGCCGGAAGAAAUUGCCCGAACGAUGCGUAGCAGUUGGUCUUCGCCCUUUGGAGAGGUGGCAACCGAUGAGCAACUGGUCGAAUACUGUUCUCUGAUGGCGCUGCUGCUGUCGCCGCUGCCAAAAGUGCUGGGUGCUUUUCCCCCACAGGUCUUUAGGGCGAAGAAUGGUGAUCCGACACCGCACCAUUCCCAGCAGCAGCAGCAGCAGCAAGAAGAGGAGAAGCUGUUUGAUGCGGUGGUCUGGGCACCUCCGCCGGCGGAUCACAAGCUUCUGAAGGAAUUGGUGCUGGAGACCACGGGUAUAUUCUUUUCUAUCCUGUGGCGUGUGAACAACGUCGCGGAGAUGGAGAAAUUUAUGACAAGGGCAACUCAAAAAGGACGCGAUGCGCCGUCUAUAUGCAAAAGCAGCGCGCUUCUUCCCCAUGCUGCAAUCCGGGGAGGACUGAACGCUUUUCUUACACUUGCGCUAUGGGUGGACAUCCCCGAACUCCGCGAUGUUUUUGUGGAAAUCCUGCGAAUCACGGCAACGGUGCAGAAACUGACACUCAGCAUGCGGGAGGCACAAAAGAUGGUUGAAGGCGCCGCGGAAACCGCGGCCAUGCAGCGCCCGAGCCCACUGGAGCAGCAGCAUAUACGCAGCUGCAACGUGGGCAUGUACCAGGAGCUCUCCUCGGUGGUGGCGCAUUGGAUAAGGACUGUUGUGCACCAGACGGAUGACAUGACAUCCUCGCUAGCGGCCACGCAACGUGACGAGCUCCGAAGCGUAGCGGGAGAUCCCGAGGUGUUUUCAGGCGUGGUGCAGCUCUUGACAGUCGCGGCUGGUGCAGUCAUUGUGGCGGUUCGCGACUACUUGGUGUGGUACAUUGCCGCACAAGAGCACGAGACAAAACAAACGACGGAGACGUUUGACCCCGACACAUGA